GUCUGAGUGUAUUAAGUGCCGUGCCGGCCUGUCCGCACUGUAGCGAGUGGCGCCCCGCCCUCCUCUGUGAUCACGUGAUCUUGUGACCGCCGACCAAUUCCUGGCCGGCUGGGUCAGUCGGUGCCGGGCAGCCAGCCAAUACAGGCCUAUCGAGGACGCGGACUUUACAGUGGCGACGAGGCAACCACUCACAGGCGGCGAUGACCAACGAGAGCAAGGUGACCAGCCCUCCUGGAAUGUCGGCUAUUGGCAUCGGUGAAUACCAGGCGAGUACAGAUUGGCAAGAAUAUGUCGAAAGAUUUGAAUUUUCUUGUUUUGCACAAGGUAUCACUGAGGAUGAGCGCAAAAAAGCCUUAUUACUUGCAUCUGUUGGCCAAGAAACUUAUACGAGUAUCAAGUCAGUUUUGUCACCGGCAUCACCUGUUGGACUUCCAUAUGUGGAGUUGUUGGAGCGAGUGGGUCGGCAUUUAGCACCCAAGCAAUCAGUGAUACUCAGCCGGUUUAAGUUCAAUCAGUGCAUUCAGGAACCUCAUCAGUCAGCUGCUGAUUACGUCGCUAGCCUCAAGAGAUUGGCCGAAAAAUGUGAUUUUGGUCAGACUUUGGACAGCAUGCUUCGUGACAGACUUGUGUGCGGGGUCAAAGACUCCGUGUUGCAGAAGCGGCUUCUGGCGGAGGAGGACUCCCUGACGUUCGUCAUGGCCGAGAGGUUGGCGUUGGCGGCGGAGUCGGUCACCAGAGACGUGGGUCAGCUCGCGGCGGGCCGUGCCGUCGGUUCGCUGGAAUCUGAAGCGGUACACCGCGCCGAUCAGCUGAUUUCUGACCGGCAGCGCGCCGGUUCCGUGACCGGGUCAAGGUCAGUGGGUCGCGGUCGAGCCGCGGCGGCCGCCGGGUCGCGGCAGGCUGGCCGGCCGGGGCGGGGGACCGGUGACCGACCGGGAGGGUCCGAAGCAGCCGACAUGAGGCGGCGUCAGGACUGCUAUCGAUGUGGUGGUAUGCAUAACCCACGGAACUGUCGAUUCCGCGACUAUCACUGUCAUAGCUGCGGUGAGCUGGGGCACCUGAAACGCAAGUGUGUUCGAAGUGUCCAUGCUGUAACCGACCCUCCUGCAGUUCAGAAUGAUGACAGUCAGAGUGAGUCAGAUGUUUGCAGUAUCUACUCUGUUGGCCGCCCCAAGUGUCCCCCGAUCACCGUCGAGGUACUGGUUUUCGGUGUCCCUGUGCGGUUUGAAGUUGACACCGGGGCUGCUAGCACUCUGAUGACCGCCGAAACGUUCCGGAAUGUGUCGGACAACGGGGGGCAUGGCGGGCUGACGCUCUCCAGGUCAGAGGCGAGGCUGCGCUCGUAUACGGGAAACGCCAUCCCUGUCAUCGGUGAGUUCAGCGCCGUUGUGAGGUACGAAAGCCAGCAUCUGGACCUGCCCGUUCUGGUCGUCGAGUCACACGGGCCGAAUCUGCUGGGCCGUGAUUGGUUGGCGACACUGAAGCUUGACUGGUGCGGCAUCAAACAGGUGAGAAACCUGGGUGAGUCACCUGGCGAUGUAGUAGGCAAGCUGAAGGCCAAGUACAAUGAUGUGUUUUCAAAGGAGCUGGGAUGUUUCAAGGAUGUCGAAAUUUCUUUUGACGUUGACCAGACUGUGUCGCCCCGGUUCAUGAAAGCACGACACCUACCCUAUGCUUACAGGCGCCGGGUGGAGGAGCAGCUUCAGGCGGAGGUGGAAGCCGGUGUCCUAGAGCCGGUGAAGUCGUCAGACUGGGCCUGCCAGAUCGUUCCAGUCUUGAAGCCGGACGAGGGAGAUGGAGAAGCUGCUGGCCGGUCUGCAGAAUGUGUUCGUCUUCCUGGACGACGUGCUCGUCUCUGGGUGCGACGAAGUGGAGCUGCUGAAGACUGUGGAGGAGGUGCUGCGGCGUUUCCAGGACGCUGGCGUCAAGAACCACCCGGCAUGCCACGACCGGUGAAACGCCUUCACGGCUCCUGCUGGGCUACCAGCCGGUGACGCGAUUUGACCGCCUGAAGCCCAGUCUGGAGCGCAACGUCAGGAUGAAGCAGUCCACCCAAGUUCAGCAGCACAAGAAGCGUCACCCUACCAGCCGGCCAACGCUGUCUCCAGGAGAUAUGGUGCUCGCUCGCUACUACCGUCAGGCCGAUGUCGUGGAUCCCUGGAGCCGAGCGACAGCCAUCCGGACUCGCCGCGCCCUGGUGUUGGAGCGCGCUCUGGCUCCGCCGGCGGCUCGCAUGCCGCUACUCCGCUGGACACUGCCCUGGCCUCGCCAGGAGGAGGCGCAGAGGCGGUGCGGCCUGCGUCCCCUGUCGACGUCGACGAGCCGGGGGACUCUGUUCGGCCACCCGAGGACCGCCGAACCGCGUCUCCCGCCCGCGUCGCUGACGGCGUGGGAGCGAGGGAUGCCGAUGGGGAAGAAAGGCGCUAUCCUGUGCGCGUGAGGCGAGCGCCUGAUCGUUUCGGACACUGAUGUGCCGUGAUUCUAUCCGGUAGAAACCGUGACUGAUUCAGUUAAUUUUGUUUUGUUAACUCUGACCAUUGACUCGUUCAAUGUGUCAUUUUGGUGUCGGGGAGGUGUAGUGUCUGAGUGUAUUAAGUGCCGUGCCGGCCUGUCCGCACUGUAGCGAGUGGCGCCCCGCCCUCCUCUGUGAUCACGUGAUCUUGUGACCGCCGACCAAUUCCUGGCCGGCUGGGUCAGUCGGUGCCGGGCAGCCAGCCAAUACAGGCCUAUCGAGGA
Amphibalanus amphitrite is the source of this 2736-nucleotide messenger RNA. RefSeq lists its product as uncharacterized. The transcript has 4 exons. The coding region runs from base 201 to 1994 and encodes 597 amino acids. The record is from RefSeq and is a predicted model, not a curated record. Gene Ontology annotation, molecular function: zinc ion binding; nucleic acid binding. Lineage: Eukaryota; Metazoa; Arthropoda; Thecostraca; Balanomorpha; Balanidae.